Molecule: messenger RNA, 779 nt
Organism: Alnus glutinosa
Lineage: Eukaryota; Viridiplantae; Streptophyta; Magnoliopsida; Fagales; Betulaceae
Product: mitochondrial import inner membrane translocase subunit PAM16 like 2
Exons: 5
Coding region: 227-577 (116 amino acids)
Biological process (GO): protein import into mitochondrial matrix
Cellular component (GO): TIM23 mitochondrial import inner membrane translocase complex
Source: RefSeq, a predicted model, not a curated record
CCGUGCAAUCGCAGUGGCAGAGUGCCCAUAUUCGCUCCUCCAAAGCCGACUUCCCUCCCUUCCGUUCCUCUCUCUCUCUCUCUCCCCCCAUGAAAACCCUAUCCCUCUUCUUUGGAAGGAAGAAGGCACGCGCCAAUUCCCAUUGAUUAGCUGACAAUUUCAUGUUUCUUGAAUUCUGAAGUAAUUGUUUUGGUGCUUCCCGGAUCUUAUUUUCCCCUCUGCAGUGAUGGCUGCAAGACUUCUUGCCAACUUGAUUGUGGUGGGCUCUGGAGUCUUGGCAAGGGCUUUUGUUCAGGCAUAUCGCCAGGCGCUUACAAAUGCCUCAAAAUCAGGCGUUGCUCGAGAAACAGCUCAGAAUAUUGGUAGAGCAAGCAAAUUUAUGGCUGAACCGGAGGCAAGGCAGGUACUAGGUGUCGCUGAGCACUCAUCCUGGGAGGAGAUCUUACAGAAGUACAAUAACCUAUUUGAGCAGAAUGCAAAGAAUGGGAGCUUUUACCUUCAAUCAAAGGUUCAUAGAGCUAAAGAGUGCCUGGAAGGAGUUCACCAAAAGAAAGCUCAGGGAACCAUGGAUGCAUGACUUCUCGAGGCUUACAUCACUGCCUUAAUUAAUCUAGUGAUUCUAAGGUUGAAUUCCUGCUGUUAUCCAAAUUCUUUUUUGAUCUGCAUGAGUUGUCAUGUGAUUAAUAUGAGAUGCAAUUUUUUUUUUUUUUGUUUUUUGGCGUUGUACUGUUUAAUGUAAUACAUCCAAUUAAUGAAAAUUUUGACUUCGUGGAAUGCAA